UAAAAUGACGUCGCGCUGUGACGUCUGUUCCGCCGUUUGCCUCACGGUUGUUUACAGUCGGAUUUGGCGGGAGAAGAUUAGACGACCGCUUUCGUUUUACAGCGCGUUCUAUUGAGAGCCGCUUGCGUCAAUGGCGACGACUGCGUCCGCAGCUCCCGUGGAAUCGGAUUUGGACCGCAGCGUAGCUGAAGACGAGCCCCGAGGCAACGAGCCGGAGGAGGACGGAGGGAAUGGGCAAGCUGGGCCCACGACGGGCGCGCAGCAGCAGCACCGUCUCGCCAAGUUACCGCUGUCCCGCAUCAAAACGCUGAUGAAAGCAGAUCCGGAUGUGAGUCUGGCGAGUCAAGAGUCCGUGUUCAUCAUAGCUAAGGCCACGGAGCUUUUUGUUGAAAUGAUUGCAAAGGACGCUCUUGUUUAUGCACAACAGGGAAAGAGAAAAACUCUUCAACGCAAAGACUUGGAUAAUGCUAUUGAAGCAAUAGAUGAAUUCGCAUUUUUGGAAGGUACCCUGGACUGACUGAAAAGGUGCAUUGAUAUGAAUAUAAAGACUGUCAACAAGUUCUGAAGGUCCCUUUCAGAUUUGAGAAAUCAAGAGGCAAACUGGUGUUUUUUUAAUGAUGAUGAUGAUGAUGUUGGUAUGCUUGGGCAGUUUGAUUAAUAUUGUAUAGUUGUCAAAGUUGUAAAAUGCCAAUUGUAUUUUUCUAUGUUAUAUGAAACCAUGUUUGGUGUUUAAAUAAAGUGAAGUUCUUUUA
Molecule: messenger RNA, 752 nt
Organism: Megalobrama amblycephala (Wuchang bream)
Lineage: Eukaryota; Metazoa; Chordata; Actinopteri; Cypriniformes; Xenocyprididae
Gene: pole4
Product: polymerase (DNA-directed), epsilon 4, accessory subunit
Exons: 4
Coding region: 131-517 (128 amino acids)
Cellular component (GO): epsilon DNA polymerase complex; nucleus
Molecular function (GO): protein heterodimerization activity
Source: RefSeq, a predicted model, not a curated record